This is a messenger RNA of Corythoichthys intestinalis (scribbled pipefish), 2242 nucleotides long. RefSeq names its product bucky ball-like. The transcript is spliced from 7 exons. Bases 332 to 2110 code for a protein of 592 amino acids. The record is from RefSeq and is a predicted model, not a curated record. Lineage: Eukaryota; Metazoa; Chordata; Actinopteri; Syngnathiformes; Syngnathidae.
GUUCCACUAACCAUCCAUCAAAUGAAACUUCUUAACACAAACAAAAACACGCAUUUUACUAUCGUACAUCUCCUUGACUUUCUAUCACUGUCAUAGUUAAUUUAUUCGAUAGUUUGUCGUUUACCACGAGUAGUAUAAGCGCAUCCAGCCAGGUGUGUGUUGUUGAACUAAUUACGCAUUUAGUUACUUGAAGGUCAUGAUGAACGAUUAGUACACAUCGACUAGUUAAGCGACUCAGAUUGUAAAUUGUUUUUGACGUUCAUUUGUCGGUCGUCGUGCUUUUGUGGUGUUUUAUUUUUGACGGGUUGAGCAAAGAGAAAGAUAGGAAGAGAUGGAAGAUGGAAGCAAGCCACCACAUUCCUGCAGCAAUGGGCAGCAGCGAAAUCACCACCCCAGACCUUUUUUCUACGUGCAGCCUCCAUCCCAACCUUACUACCUUUAUCAGCAUUGGCAGAUGAACAACCCCUUGAACCACUAUGGUGUGCCUGCAGGUUUUAAUUUCGGUCGCCCCUAUAUGGCUCCUUUUCAGUACGUGCCGUACGGUGGCUUAGUUUUCCCUCCUUCCCCAUUGUAUCCCAUGGAUUACCGGCGCACGUUUGAGCCUCGCUUCUACGCGCCCGCCUGGAAUGACGGCCCACGCCCACAGCAUCACCCUCAGCCUCAGAGCCGACGUGAGACUGUCUCCUCAGAGGUCCAGACGGACCCCAGUGACCCCCUCAGCAAGCUAAUGGAGUGCCUGAACAAGAUUCAAGUCACUGAGCUGCAGGGACCCGAGAAGGAACUGGACUCGGGGGUGGCGUCUCAUGCCUCAGGGAUGUUCUCUCCGGCUGAGGAGAAGAAAGGUGAAGAACAAGGCGAUGGAAGCCUUCUGCCAGCAGCGCUGGGUUCGACUACUUUGGAGUCUCCGGCUGUUGUGUUCAGAGACUCCACCACAGCCGUGUAUGAUGCCGAAUCGAGCCACAGGAGCUUGGACGCCCUGAGCCCUCAGGCGUGCUGGUCCGGAACGGUGGAAGUGGAUUUGCCUCUUGAUAGCUCCUCCAUCCAUGAGGAUGGUCCAGAUCCUGAGCAUCCACCACCAGUGGACUCUUUUCUCUUUCACGAUAAAUCUGAUGUCACAGAUAUCCAGUCAGAUAUUCCCGUGGCCAAAGGCACAAGUCCGAAAUUUGUUGCCGACGAUAUCGUGAGUGUAGAUUCCUUGAAGUCCUGGACCCCGUCGUCCAUCAGGCACAAGGACAGAAAGAGUGUUUGCAAAGCCUUGAGCGAAGUCGAUCCCGAUUACCAGAUUCUCCAGCUGCCUUUGGAAGGUGUUCUUGGCUCAGCAGGAUCACGUCUCUCAUCCCCGUCCACCCCCUACUACUACCCCCGCCUCUCAAUGCAGACCACCCACGAACGCAUGAGUGUCUUAAGCCCGUCCCUGGAUGAACUCUCCUCCCGAGAUGAGAUGUUCUCCACUGACCUAGAUGACAUGAAUCUCUUCCCCAGGCAGGCUUACUCUGGUAGAAAAUUGGCAGAAGUAGUAGGCGGUGACGAAAUGGUGGAUGAUUCAUGGCUUUUUGCCUCCAAUAAGGUGUUAUGCGCCUGCUGUGGGAAAAAUCUGCCUAAAGGCAGCAGUCGGAGCAAAGGCCACCUCGCCAAGACAUACAGGGACGACGUAGCUGACUCAGAUGAGGACGUCAGGUUCAGACGAGGGUGCGCGCCGCUCAGGAAGCAUCCGACCCACAGGAAGCCUCACUCAGGGCCCUCAAGGCAGCCUGCCAGGCCCUGGUAUAAAAGGAGCCCGUACAAAGACCCUGUGGACGCUCUCGACCCCGACCAGUGUCUCGAAGACAAGCCCGCCGAGGCGAUUGGUGGGGAGCUGCAGUGCAGAACCUGUCAGGACAAAUUCUGCAGAGACGAGCAGGGCGUGUCCGAGCAGGGCAAGUGGGCCGGCGGAGGCCUUCCCAGAAGACGGCAAGCAGCUCCUGCGCAGCGACUAGAGUCGACCGCUCCAAGAAAAUUGAUGCUGCACCAAAGGCCCCAAGAUGACUAUGACGACGGCCACGAUGAUGAUGACAAAGAGUUGCAGUCCUCUCACUGGGACAGAGGCUCCUCAGUGAGAGAACAGAGAUGAUUUCUCAAGACUACUGUUGAACUGCCCCCUUGAUGGUGUUAACAUUACACAAGGAUGUUUAUAUGUAUCUAGGGCACCAGGUGUUCUUGCACUGCACGUAAAGCCUGUUGUAGGCAAAAAAAAAAAAAACAA